This is a messenger RNA of Pocillopora verrucosa, 2716 nucleotides long. RefSeq names its product sensory neuron membrane protein 2-like. The record is from RefSeq and is a predicted model, not a curated record. Lineage: Eukaryota; Metazoa; Cnidaria; Anthozoa; Scleractinia; Pocilloporidae. Gene Ontology annotation, cellular component: membrane; cytoplasm. Gene Ontology annotation, molecular function: scavenger receptor activity.
GGGAAGAAUUGUAUACAGACUUGAUCAAAACCUCGUUACCAAGCUUAAGUACAGUUGUUAUUUUGGUUUUGCAUCCUUGACAACUGAAAAUCCUUAUAUACGAAUCCAUUUUUAAGAUAUUAAAAGGCCUCCUCAAGGAAUCUCCAGGGCGAAAGCUACCGAGGGAAAUCAACGGAUUUUAAAAGGCAAGAUUAAGGAAACGAGAAAUAACCAUGUGCAGCAAGAAAGUUGCCGGAGUGGCCCUGCUCAUAACAGGGCUCGUCUUGGUAAUAAUUGGUGUUAUCAUUGGACUCCUACUACCGAAUGCAGCUCAGAAGAAAAUUGAAGAAUCAGUUUGUGUGAACGGCAAGGACAGCCCAGGAUAUGAAAGAUGGGAGGGCCCCAGUCAUUACACAACAAGAGUCUACUACUGGAAUAUCACCAACAAAGAUGGAUUUCUACGAGGAGAAAAACCACAGCUUCGUCAAGCAGGUCCGUAUGUCUACAGUAUAACAUCAAAGCAAAUUGACGUGAAGUUCGAAGGUGCAAAAGUUACAAGCAAAUCGUUCGAGAAGGCUGAAUUCAACAAGACACGUACCAGAGAAGAAUGUCCAACAUGUGGCAAAGACGAUGAGCUAACAAUAUUGAAUGCAGGUUACCUCGCCAAAGGAAAGGCACUGAGCCAGGCUCUUAUACCCCUCGUGAUGAACGUAUUGUUCGUCGGACUUCAGAAAAGUCUGAAUGAUAGCGAUAUUCUCCUCCAAAUGGGACUCACCGAAAAUCAGCUAAACUUAAAAUACCCAUCGAACCCUGCUUUUGGCUCCUGGAUCAAUUCCUCUCAAAGUUUUUCGUCUCUACGAAAAAACUACUCUGUGGUAGAGAUGAACGGCUUAUACGGUGCAUUUCGGAACGUAUCGAAAUUCGGACCAUUUACAGACACACCACUGCUAAAAAAAUGCCUGAACGGCAGUUUGGUCAGUAUACAGUGCGGUCUUGCGUUAAACUUGAAAUUCGUCUUGAAGGAACCUAAAGCUGCAGCAUUUAUACAAGAAUUGUUGUGUCCAGAUCUGAACUCAUCAUGCUUCAACACCUCAAGUAUUCUCAUAUAUCAAGCCCUCGGCGAUUUCAUCGAUGAACUUUCUAAAUAUGUCCUUUUUUUUCUGGAAAAAAAUAACUUUGGGGCGACGACCACUCGAAAUCAGAAUGACUUGACAAUUGGGUAUGUGCUACGGUUACCAAGAUACCCAACCGGAAUACCUAUCCCAGGGAUAGUAACCUCACAUGCCAAUGAAACUGAAGCCACGAAGGUGGCAACAAGCUCUACAUUCCACACCUGUGAAUCCACGGGAGACAGAUUUGCUUUUGCAGCGGUAGGAGGUGAAAGUACAGUUAGUACCAAUCUAUAUCCAGAUGCGUCUAAUGAACAGCUCAAGGUUCGUGGCUACUACACACAAUUUCCUGGAAGGAAAAGUUUAAAAGCUUGUUCAACCAAGUACGCUCCAACCAAAAACAGCUAUGAGAUUUUCAUUUCUCAUUUCCGUUUCCCUGUUCCUGUCAAAUACAAAGAGGACGUCGAAAUACACGAAAUUCCAAUGCACAAAUACUUAUUGGAUGAGGCUGCAGUUGAGGUAAAUAACGUGACCGUGUUCACCAAAGGUGUUUUUGAUGUGAGCCGGGUUUUGGAAGGUCCCAUCUACGCCAGCCUACCGGCAUUUCUUUAUGGAGAAGAGUCUCUUCACAAGGAUCUGGGGCUUGAUAAACCUACUGCAGACGAGCACGAGUCCCUGCUGAGUAUUGAGCCGAUAUCUGGGAGCGUUAUGCAACUCAAACUUCGUAUCCAACUGAAUGGAAUAUUAUCAAGUGACUUGUCACCUCCCGGCACAAAUGUGACCUUUGUUAACAAAUUGAUUCCUAUGUCGUGGACGGAAAUAGAAGCAACCAUUGAUGCAGACACGGCUAAGGAAUACAGCUCACAGGUGUUUGGAAGCCUUCGAAUGUCGUGUGGUUUACUCGUGUCCUUACCUGUGAUUGGUGGGAUCCUUGUCAUUGUUGGUGUGGUUUUAAUUCUCAUGGCUGUCAAGAAACCCGACUCUGUGACUGUAGCUUGAGCUUUCCGUCUAGGAAGUGUAAAUUAAUAGUGCGAGAAUUUCACAUGUAAUAUUUACACUUGAUUGUUCCUUCCAAGCUUAGCUACCAUGGAUUGCUACCGUUUCCUAUACACGUCUUUCAAUUUCUGACACUUUUUACGACUCGACUGCUAAAACUACAUUUAAACAUAAACAAUCUACCCUCUCUACCCUUUAAGUAUAAAUCCAAUUGGAUUUACCAAGUUUUACAGAUUUUUUCUUAAGAGUCUUAUUUGAUAAGACAAAUCAUGAGACCAUGGAAAGAGAACUACUUUUUUAUAGCAAUAGCCAUGGUAGCGACAGCGAUAACGACCACAACUAACCGUUUGUAAAUAUUAUUCCAUCAAAGAUGAAUCAUUGCUAUUGUAAAUACCUUGGUCUGCGCCUAAGUUAACAUCAUCUAAAACAAAUUUUAUUUGGAAAUCACUUAUGUUGAAUCAAUAGCUUAGUUUUAAAAAGGCUAAAUGUGCUAUAUUACUACAAGCAGGAAAGUAGAAUUCCCCAAUAGUCGCCGAGUCGCCAUUUCUUUCGCAGGAAUUACUUCACUUCAUCUCCUGCUCUCGGUUUUUGAUAUGGAUCACUGCCCGUUAUUACAUCAUUGGACGCGGCGA